GCGCAUUGCAGACGACCGUGGGAUAUGUAUGUCACGUGGUAUAAAACCGUGGUAUACAAGAACUUUUAAGAGCAAAGUUUUAUGUUCACUUAAAAUGGAGCUACGUUUUUUGGUUCUACUUGGUUGUUUUGUUUCGUGUUCUUCGGUUGAUUUACAGGAAAAAACAAAAUAUGAGGAUAAAGAGUGUCAUGGUACUAGUGUGGGAUUCGGCUACAGUGGAACUUUGAGAAACCAUUACGAGAGUCUGAAAAACCGUUACCAAGGAUGCACGUUCAUUCACGGAAAUCUUGAAAUCACAAAUUUAGAUGAUCCAACUAUAGAUUACGACUUGACCUUUCUGUCGGAGAUCCGUUACGUCUCUGGGUACGUUCUGAUCGGUUUGGUGUCGGAGUUGGAUCAGAUCAAGUUUAGGAGUUUAGAGGUGAUCCGGGGUAACAGGACGUAUCGUGUACGUGGCGAUGAGUACAGUUUAAUUGUUGCUUUGACGUCUAGGUUUAACAGUCCACAUUUUGGUCUUCAGGAACUCCAUUUGCCGGCUUUAAGAGAAAUUGUUGAGGGUAAAGUGCUGUUUUUACAGAAUCCUGUGUUAUGUUAUGUAAAUACCAUAUCCUGGGAUGAAUUAACCAAAGGAUUGAACACAGUCGGAUUUAAUAAUUCGGUUCAUUAUGGAGCAAAGGCAUACUCCAACGACUGUUCAUCAUGUCCUGUAGAAUGUGAAUUCAAUGGGGUAUCAAGUUGCUGGGGAGCAAGUUCAAGUCUCUGCCGUUUAGAUUAUGGAUUGGAGUGUGAUGAUUCGUGUAAUGGUGUUUGCUUUAUGAAAGGACCAGAAGGAUGCUGUCAUGAUUUUUGUUCUGUUGGUUGUACAGGACCUACACAAUACGAUUGUCAGGUAUGUCGUGAUUUUAAGAUGGGUGACCAGUGUGUUAGCCACUGUCCAGAAAGUACCUACACUGUUAGUCAGAACUGUAUUGACUUUUAAAACAGUUGUUGGCCGCCAGCUGUGUUCACAUAUAAGCGUCAAUUUUGUUUAUAAACGUCAUAUUGUGCUAAAACCCAGUGGAGGAGAUAUUAAAUUGACUAGACCUAUUUGAUUUGAGGCAGAAAUUGUUUUGUGGAAUGACAAUUUAACUUACAGAUAAAGCCAGUGUUGAGAUAUUACCGACUGUGUGUUCCACUAUACAGUAUUGUCAGCCAUAAUUAAAUUAUAAUUAAUAAACAAGCUGACUUACCCUUAAUCUUUUUCCCCUAACCAGAUCAACGAUACUGUGAUAAGACCUAAACCAAAGAGGGGUAUUUUUUUAUUAUGUUUGGUAAAAUUGCUUUCAAUUAAAGGGUCGCUAGCGCUAUUUUCGAACUAUAUCCGGUAUAAUAGACUUUAAUUAACUACAUCCUAUUACACCCGGUAUUGUACAUUUUAAUUUAAUCUUUCAGUUUAUAUGUUGUACGAAUUGUUGUUUUCACAGAGUUUAACGGACCCUGAUUAUGUCAUCAGUGGUAGUAUUUGCAAUAAAUGAGUAUUUCUAAUGUUAAUUUUAACAUGGUAUUAUCCAAAAUUAAUUAAUCGUCGUAGACGGCUGAUGUUCAAGUUAAAUAUAAUUUGUUUUUAUCUGGCUGUAAAGUGUUUCCCCAUCAGAGUGACGGUUGUGUUGUCUGUGUUGUAUUAAUGUACUGUUUGUCUUGUUUUGGUGAGAAGUUGGGCUUUAUAUGAAAGUAAAUUUUCCAGUUUUUAAUGUGUUUUAGGUUUAUUGUAUAUGUGUUUUCUUAAUGGUUAGUGAUGAAUAAACUAUUUCUAUUAGUA
Patella vulgata (common limpet) is the source of this 1798-nucleotide messenger RNA. RefSeq names its product epidermal growth factor receptor. NCBI's taxonomy places the organism in Eukaryota, Metazoa, Mollusca, Gastropoda, Patellidae. The record is from RefSeq and is a predicted model, not a curated record. Bases 29 to 979 code for a protein of 316 amino acids. The transcript is spliced from 6 exons.